AAAUAAGUCAGUACACUCUCUAAAGUCAUCAAAGGCAAGUUCUACAGCUGGCAUUGAGUUACUAAGAGCUAAAGCAAAGGCCAAAGCUGCUCAAGCUAGAGCUACAUAUGCAAAGAAAGAAAUAGAAAUCAAAGUGGAACAGGCGCGCCUACAGGCAACCCUUGAUGCACUUAGAGCAGAGCAAGAUCAAGAAGCUGCAGCUGCAGAAGCAAAUUCAUUGGAAGCAGGACUGAUACAACUGGGCUUUGAAACACGCAGUGUAACAUACGGGUCAUGUCUUACAGAAAAUAAGGCAACACGCACAGCCCAGUAUGUUUUAGAUCAAGCAAAUCACACUGCAGCAGAGUCACCUGCCCCUGUUCAAAUUGAAAUAAAUAAUCCAGAACUCCCGUUGCAUCCCUCCGUUGUAAAGCAAGAAAUGAACUACGUAGCUCCUGAAAGUGAAGUUUGUGAACCCCAGUCUGUUAGUUUCAAGCAGUUUGCUCCUCUUGCCCCAGUGUUACCCAAAAUGAACCAUACACACAAUAGCCAUGUCGAGACCCAGCCAACUUAUGAUCUGGCCAAGUAUCUAGCCCGCAGCCAGCUCAUCACUACAGGCCUCACAAGCUUCGAUGACCAACCCAUGAACUACUGGGCAUGGAAAUCAUCUUUCAAAACUGCUAUAACAGGUUUGGACCUUUCUGCAGGAGAGGAACUAGAUCUGCUUGUACGUUACCUUGGUAAGAACUCAUCGAGACAAGUC
Messenger RNA from Austrofundulus limnaeus, 742 nucleotides. RefSeq lists its product as uncharacterized. The record is from RefSeq and is a predicted model, not a curated record. NCBI's taxonomy places the organism in Eukaryota, Metazoa, Chordata, Actinopteri, Cyprinodontiformes, Rivulidae.